AUGUUUCCCCGUUUUGGAUGGGUUUUCUGCUUGGCUUUCGGUUGUCUCCCCCUGGUUUGGAGUUCGUGUCCAUCUCAGUGCAGCUGUUUUUAUCACAAGCUGAGUGAUGGAUCCAAGGCCAGGAGCGUUCUUUGCAAUGACCCUGAGAUUUCCCUGAUACCCGCCAAUUUCCCCGCGGACACUUCCAAACUUCGAAUUGAGAAGACGGCAGUGAAGAGGAUUUCAAGCGAAACAUUUCAUUACCUCAACAAUUUGGAAUUCCUGUGGAUGUCUUUCAAUUCUCUGUCGUCAUUAAAUGCGGACAGUUUCCGUGGUUUGUAUAACCUAGAGGAACUAAGACUGGAUGGCAAUGCCCUCACCUCUUUCCCGUGGGAAUCUUUAAGUGACAUGCCCAGUCUGCGGCUUCUAGAUUUGCACAACAAUCAGAUUGCGUCAGUUCCAGUUGAGGCAACAAUUUACAUCAAAAACUUAACCUAUCUGGAUCUAUCAAGCAAUAACCUAAUGACUGUUCCGUCAGAGGUCCUCUCGACAUGGUUAUCUGUAAAGCCCACCCAAGAUGCAGAGAAUCCCAAAAUGAUUCUAGGUCUCCAUGACAAUCCCUGGGUUUGUGACUGUCGGCUGUAUGACCUGGUCCAGUUCCAGAAGUCUCCCUCAUCCUCUGUGGCUUUCAUAGACACCCGGCUGAGGUGCUCGGAGCCGGAGAGCCUCUCUGGGGUGCUGUUCAGCGACGCAGAGCUGAGGAGGUGUCAGGGCCCCAGGGUUCACACCGCCGUGGCCCGUGUCAAGAGCGCCGUGGGCAACAACGUCCUGCUGCGCUGCGGGACCAUCGGAGUCCCCAUCCCGGAGCUCUCCUGGAGGAGGGCGGAUGGCAAGCAGAUGAACGGGACAGUUGAGCAAGAGGUCUCGAAGGAGGGAAUAAUUUGGUCCAUUUUGAGUGUACCGGCUGUCUCACAUCGCGACUCGGGGAAAUACAUUUGCCAAGCUACCAACUUCAUCGGGAGCGCAGAUGCCAUCAUUUCACUGGUUAUAACAGACACAGUAAAGUCAGAAAAUCUAACAGGCAACUCUAAAAGAUCCAGGGGGAAGAAACCAAGUGGGAUCGGAAAGGCAGCCUACCAGGAAAAACUGGUGGCGAGGUACAUCGCCCCAACAACCACUGCAGCCAUGCCCAUCAUUGAACCGUUAGGAGAAGCCGGGCCGUACCCAGAAAUAGAGAGCUACAGUGUCUCUGACAGCGCUACAGACGGGCAAACAUCCAGCCCAGCCAACAGCGAAGGGCUGCUGGAGGUGGAGAACGCAGUGCUGAGCAACCUGGCUGCGAACGCCUCGUCCCUGCAGCAGGACCCCGAGAGAAGGGUGGUCAGGUCGGUGAAAGUGAUCGGGGACACCGACCACACUGUCUCCCUGAACUGGAGGGCGCCCACGGCCACGAACACCACGGCCUUCAGCGUGCUGUACGCCGUCUUCGGAGAGAGAGACAUGCGCAGAAUCAACGUCGAGCCGGGCAAGAACAGAAUCACCAUCGAGGGCUUGGUGCCAAAGACAAAGUACAUCGCCUGCGUGUGCGUCAAAGGACUGAUACCAAAAAAAGAGCAGUGUGUAAUCUUCUCAACAGAUGAGGCGGCCAGUGCGAGUGGGACCCAAAAGCUCAUUAAUGUAGUUGUGAUCACUGUUGCCUGUGUAAUAGCUGUCCCUCUUACGCUCAUUGUCUGCUGCGGGGCGCUAAAGAGACGCUGUCAGAAACUGCUGGGAAGAAAAUCGAAGGACAUUCAGGACUCUUAUGUCACCUUCGAAACUCUGUCCCCUGGAACAAAGGCCAAGGGUCUGGAGGGUGAAUACUUGACGAGGUUAAACCCAGAUGAGUCCAACCGGCUUCUAUCAGCCAGGUCCAGCGUAGACUCAGAGGCCACGGCCAGAACAGAGGGACAGCCAAAUGAGUACUUCUGUUAA
This is a messenger RNA of Megalops cyprinoides (Indo-Pacific tarpon), 1950 nucleotides long. It is a transcript of the gene lrit1b, whose product is annotated as leucine-rich repeat, immunoglobulin-like and transmembrane domains 1b. Bases 1 to 1950 code for a protein of 649 amino acids. The record is from RefSeq and is a predicted model, not a curated record. Gene Ontology annotation, cellular component: endoplasmic reticulum membrane. The transcript is spliced from 4 exons. NCBI's taxonomy places the organism in Eukaryota, Metazoa, Chordata, Actinopteri, Elopiformes, Megalopidae. Gene Ontology annotation, molecular function: protein binding.